UCCCAUCCACGAACACUCCACCGGCACCUCUAGCCCAAUUCUCCCCUGUUGCGCAGCGCAUCUCGGAAUUGAUGUGACAAGCGAAGCAAUUGGCGGAGCAUACGAUGGCUGUACUCAUCAGCCCGGAAUGACUGGGUAGAUGAGGAUGUGGGAGGAGGGCGGGGCUCGGCUUCGGGCUGUGAGACUGAAUGGGCUCAAUGAUCAGUCUGAGAGCAAGUCGAAGAAGAACAAACAGGCAAUGGAGACCACACCCACAGCGAAGUUCCCUCCAGAUCACGCGAAGACUGUAAAAGGCUCUGGGUUUGCAACGGCUGGACGAAAACAGAAUCACAAAACCGAUAAGGAAGAUGCCAGCGGACCUUCGAAACCCACUCAAGGCAACGACCCAAGCUCCAACAAGUCCGCUCUCAAAACAACCACCAACAAAGUGUCCCGGCGUGCCCGCUCGAAACCGGAACAAAAGCCUCGGACACGGGAAGGGGAUUCUUUUGGUGACUCUUCUGCUGGCGGCUAUUUUGACCCCAAUUCUAAAGACGAUAAAGCGAACCCCAAGGAAUCGGUUCGGAAACCAGCUGCCAAUAACAUUUCCUCUCAAGCAAAGUCGAAAAAAGAGCGCCAUUCUCAAGCACAUAAGGAUGAAGGUGCUUCCAACGGCGGAUGCUCACUGUGUUCGGUGUCAAAGGAUGACCAGACAUCUGGUGUUGCAAUGGUUCGGUUUGCGAACUCUAUGAACACCCCGAAGGAGAAACCACCCGAAUUUGGAAGCAUCACGCUCGCAGAUCGCAGACGUAUGCAGUUCUGUGGCUUCUCUGACGAACUCGCUAGUCAACUCGGGCAAGAGAUAGCCAAAUAUGGAGGACGCGGCGUUGAGAGGGAGAGGAAAUGGGGCCUCAGCUACGAGUUCAAGCUCAUCGGCGAUCCUUGGGGCCAGUUUAAAGAUGUUGUGUUGGGUGACCUUACCGAGAGGCAAAUUGGGAGAGUCGUUGGUGAUCUGGGUGCUGCUCGAGAAGAGAAGUUCUUGCGACACAUGUUCAGUGUCAUGCAUCUGAAUGGUUACUCUUUGCUCAUCACGAGCCAGAUGUUUGAGUCCAUAGGUACCUUUUUCUUCGAAAAGUCCUCUAAACCUCCCAACCAACCGAUUGAAACGAUGACGAUCUCCUUCCACAGUCCAAACCGGUUAAGGUUGACUUGCGCGCCAGAGGAAUUUAUCCAGGCGAUAGAAAAGCUUCUUCGACAGAAUCCACGGUUCAAAGGGGAGCGCCAAAAGACUCAAAAGCCAAAGAAAGAUGACCUCCCGGCUGUGGAAUACAAAAUCCCUGACCUUUCGUGGAAUACCUGGCACGUUUGGUUUCGCUGGGCUCCUGAGAAGAGGGUGAAGGUGACAAAGGGCAGAGUAUUCAAGCUGCACCUGAUCAAGUUGUUAAAAGACCAAGGCUGGAAGGGUUUAGUAUCUCUAGAUAGAGGCAUGAGGACUGCCAGAAAGGGAGACGAGCAUGUAGGGUCAAGCUGGUAUUAUUACAAGGAAAAGAGCAUUCACAAUGAGAAGUAACUUGGGAUUGGCAGGAACCGUGCUGCAGGGAGCUGCUGGUGAGCGCAAGACUGUAUCAUAUAUCGCGGUUUCAAUUCAGUGAGGAUGAGUUUCUGUUUGUGGAUGACGGUCUUGAGCCUUGAUGGCCAGGAAGAAUGGUAGUAUGCGGCUCAGCUAGCUCGGAUUAUUUAUCAAAACCUCUUCAAUCUAAGGACACUUCUGCCCCGC
Messenger RNA from Hyaloscypha bicolor E, 1756 nucleotides. RefSeq lists its product as uncharacterized. The record is from RefSeq and is a predicted model, not a curated record. Lineage: Eukaryota; Fungi; Ascomycota; Leotiomycetes; Helotiales; Hyaloscyphaceae. The transcript has 2 exons. The coding region runs from base 140 to 1549 and encodes 469 amino acids.